Molecule: messenger RNA, 711 nt
Organism: Candida albicans SC5314
Lineage: Eukaryota; Fungi; Ascomycota; Pichiomycetes; Serinales; Debaryomycetaceae
Gene: PSF1
Product: DNA replication protein
Exons: 1
Coding region: 1-711 (236 amino acids)
Biological process (GO): DNA replication; DNA strand elongation involved in mitotic DNA replication
Cellular component (GO): GINS complex
Source: RefSeq, a predicted model, not a curated record
AUGUUUGGAGAUACAGCUAAUAAACUAAUAUUGGAUGCUAAACGAUCAAGCAACUUAUCUGCUAUUCCUAUUUAUCAAUCAGAUUUAGUGAAAAGCAUUGUAAGAGAAACCAAUGAUUUGAAUAAAGAUGCUGAAUAUUUGGUUGAAGAACAAGAACAAUUACAAGAAACCCAGGAUCAAGAAAAUAGUAAAAUAAAUCAAUGUCAAUUAUUUGUCACUCAUUUAUCUAUGAGAAGAAAUAAACGAUGUUUAUUAGCAUAUGAAAAGUCAAGAGCAGAUAAGAUAACUGAAUUUUGUUGGCUAAAUAUUGAUCCUAUUGAAACUUCAACCUCAUCGUCAACAACAUCAACUAAUACAAAUUCAAAUGUCAAUCAAAGUAGUAGUAACAAUGCUGUGAAUCCAUUGACAAAAAAUCUUAGUAAUUAUACAACUAGUUUGGACAUGAAUAACUUGAAUCAUCAUGAACAAGAUUUUUUCAAACAAUAUCAAGAUUUAAUAAUGGAAUUCAAGUCAAGUUUUGAAGAUAUUGAUUUGAGUGGUGAUUUAAACCCACCAACAAACAUUUUCAUUGAUGUUAGAGUAUUGAAAGAUGGAGGUGAGGUCACCACUGAAUAUGGUUCUUUUAACUUGAUCAAAGAUUCUCAAUUCUUUGUCAGAAAAUCUGAUGUGGAAAGAUUAAUACAACAAGGAUAUUUAGAAGAGAUAAUAUAA